AUGGGGUCAGGGCCGAGGCUGCCGCCCUUUGAUCUGCAGGCAUCGCCGAAGCUACCCUUCGGCAUGGAGGACGUGUUCGCUGAAGGGGUAGAGAAGGUAGACUUCGGCAGGCUACGCCAGCAGAAGAAGGAGGUCAACCUGGCUAUGCACCGGCAGGAGGUGCCCUUAGUGAACGUCUUCCUGGAAGGCGUGAAGAGCGACCCUGAGGCUCUGGCGAGGACUCCAGCUGCUUCCUUCAUCGACCGGGCCCAAAAGACGAUCCUCACCUCUGCCUAUGCCUUUGGCGAGAUGUACGUCAGCAUGGCCAAGGCUGACAAGGAGAUCCAGAGGCUGAAGAGGCGGGAUGAGCUAGCCAAGAGCAAAAUGGCAGAGGCGCAGGAGGCCAUCCGAGAGAAGAACACCUUGCUGGUUCAGAAGGCGGCCCUGGCCAAGGAGGUGGAGGAGCUGAAGAGAUCUAGGGCCGAGGAGGUGGCUGUUGCCCGAGCCGAGGCGAUUGAGUCCUUCCGAUCCUCAGAGGAGCUGAAGAGCUAUAUCAUGGACCGACUGGUUGAUGAGCAGCUUCGCUGGGAAGAUAGGUUGGUUAGGUUCAACCCCUCACUGGAGAUUAACUUUGACACCAGUGGCGAGCCUCCUGCACAGACCCCUCCUGCUGAUGCUAGCGCCCCGACACCAGAGGCUGAGCCAGCCACUGAGGAUGUUCCUUCGACCGAGUCCUGA
Prunus persica (peach) is the source of this 717-nucleotide messenger RNA. RefSeq lists its product as uncharacterized. Bases 1 to 717 code for a protein of 238 amino acids. Lineage: Eukaryota; Viridiplantae; Streptophyta; Magnoliopsida; Rosales; Rosaceae. The record is from RefSeq and is a predicted model, not a curated record. The transcript has 2 exons.